Spirodela intermedia is the source of this 918-nucleotide messenger RNA. The record is from the annotation of a GenBank genome assembly. Lineage: Eukaryota; Viridiplantae; Streptophyta; Magnoliopsida; Alismatales; Araceae.
AUGAGCAGGGGUGGCGCGAUAGAGUACUGGAUGACGGGGCACCCGGCAAUCGUAGGGUUCCGGUGGAGCCCGGCGGAGUCUUGGGGCAGCACCUGGUGGUUCCUCGUCGCCUCCAUCGUCUCCUAUCUCACGGCGGCGCUCGCGCUGCACCUCCUCCUCCACCUCGCCGGCCGCCGCCGGCCACUCCCCCUGGGGCCCCUCCCCGCCGCCCACUCCCUCUCCAUGUUCCUCGUCUCCUCCAUCAUUUUCGCCGGCACGCUCCUCUCCUCCGCCGCCGAGAUCCGCGAGACCCGCUGGUUCUGGCUCAACCGGCGGAGCUCGAAGCUCACCCACCCGUUGCAGUGGCUCCUCUGCUUCCCCCCCGGCACCCGCUCCGCCGGCCGCGUCUUCUUUUGGUCUUACCUCUUCUACCUCUCCCGCUUCCUCCACCUCCUCCGCACCUUCUUCCUCAUCGCCCGCCGCCACCGCCGCCGCCAGUCCCUCGCCGCUCUGCUCCUCACCCACUGCGCCCUGGUCUGCACCUCCUUCGUCUGGCUCGAGUUCUCCCAGUCGGUGCAGGUGGCAGCGAUCCUCGCCACCACGCUCGCCUACGCCGUCGUCUACGGCUACCGCUUCUGGGUCGCCGUCGGCCUGCCACCGGCGGCCUUUCCCGGCGUGGCGGCCGGCUGCCGGCGCCUGCUCAUGGCCUGCAACCUCGCCUCCCACGCCGGCGUCCUCCUGCUCCACCUCUGUAAGGGCGACUGCAACGGCAUCGGCGCCUGGGCAUUCAACUCCGUCCUCAACGCCGCUCUGCUGCUCCUCUUCUUCCUCAACUGCCGCCGGAGCUGGGAGGGCAUAGAGGACGACGACUCCUCCACCCACCACGGCCGGCAACUGGCCGGCGCCGACGACGGCGACUCGGUUCAGAAGGACAGGUAG